CCCGGGGGCAACAGAGAGAGAGAGACCGGGGGUGAGAGGGGCAGACCCUGGGUAACAGAGAGAGAGAAAGGCAGACCCAGGGUUAAAGAGAGACAAAUUCGGGGUAACAGAGAGAUAAAUCCUGGGUAACAGAGGGAGAGAGGCCGGGAGAGAGAGAGAGACAGUCACCAGUUAUAUAGAGAUCUUGGGUACUAAGGAGAGAGAUAUACGUGGAGUAAAAAGGAAAGAGAGAGAGAGAGAAACACGGGGUAACAAGUUGAGAGAGAGAGACCCAUGAUAAGAGGCAUCCACAAUUAACAAGAAGAGAAUAGGGGUAAGGAAAAGGAAGAAGUACAAGUUAACAAACACCAAGGGGGUUAGUAAGAUACAGACACAGGGGUAAUAAAGGUGAGAGAUAAAAAGGUAUUAUCAGUCAUUUUGGGUGUACUACGUAAAGGAAAAGAGGCUCAUAAAAGAAAUACACAGUAACGGCUAGUAAGGACUACGAGAAGUACUGGGAGUAACACCGUUAACAGUAAUAAUUGAGGUAUAGGAUAGUAAGUGGGUGGAAAUAAAUGCAAUGCUGUUAUACCGAAAUAAAGUGUAAGGCAUAGUGGGGUAAGUCACAUACAUGAGUAAACAAAGUGAGGUAUCCAAGGGCAAUAAAUAAAACGGGUAAAGGGGACAGCAGUGGUGACAGAUAAUUCCAGUGUACUCAGCCAUUCAGAGAAUAAACAUAGCACUCUUAAAAACUACAUCAGAGAACAGAGCUUCCUCAACGGAAAUACGUUAAAGCACAAAGGAAGAAGAACCUGUAGUGGGUCUUCCUGGGAGUAGUCAAUCCAACUUCAAGUAAAGACACCAGAUUUACUACAACGAGGAGCAGAGGUGUGAGUGAAUAAUGGAGGCUCCCACCUUGGACAGUAUGAUGGAGCACCAUCGGUUUCCUGAUGACCAUAUCUCCCUGCUGUUGCUACUCCUUUACUCUCCCAUCGGUCUGUUUCUUCUCCUCCUUCGUAUCUUCAUUGGAGCCCAUAUAUUCCUGGUUAGCUGUGUUCUUCCUGACUCCGUUAGGAGAUUUUUGAUGCGCAUUAUGACCUCAGUACUUGGAGUUUUUACAAGUGUGUCCGAGCCUCACGUCAGAGAUAAAUCAGUGAAAAUAUAUAUCUCCAAUCACAGAACGUAUUUUGACCACAAUGUUGUGAGUCUGAUCACCUCAUGUGCUUCGCCAUCUGUGUCCUGCCCGCCUGGAUUCCUGUGCUGGGCCCGUGGUUUUCUAGAAUUAGGAACCCCUGGAAGUCGUGCUCAGCUCAAAGAGUCAUUAAAGCACUAUUUGUCCCAAACAGGGAGCCCCCCUCUACUACUUUUCCCUGAAGAAGAAACCACCAAUGGGAAGAAAGGGCUGCUCAAUUUCAGCUCAUGGGCGUUUUCUCUAUCAGACUCCGUUCAGCCACUCGCUCUCCACGUCCAGCGCCCUCUCAUCUCACCGAUGGUUACAGGUUGCCCUUGGGUCAUGGAACUUUUUUGGAUGCUGUUUAUCCCAUUCACCAUUUAUCAAGUAAGAUGGCUUCCGCCAGUUUUCCGAUAUCCAAAAGAGUCUGAUGAAGAGUUUUCUUCUCGAGUACAAAAGCUAAUGGCACUUUCCAUGGGGAUCAUCGGGACUCGUCACACUGCUGUGGACAGAGCAGAACAUUUAAAGAGGAUAAGACAUGAAUCUCCAACUCCUGCUGCAAGUGUUUCCUCUUCCACAGCAGACAGUCGCAUGGUACAGCGGGUCAAAGAAGUCCUACCCCAAGUCCCGCUAUCAGUGAUUCAUAAAGACCUGGCCCGCACUAAAUGUGUAGAUACCACAAUUACAAAUCUUUUAGAAGGACGAGUUCCUUUUGUAUCUGAAGAAGAAUCGUGUGGAAGAAGUGAGGCCUCUGUUAUGUCUAAUCGACCCACCAAGUCUGUUUAUAAGGGUUUUGGUCGCCGGCCUCAAGACAGACAUCUGUCAUUGCAGGAACGGAAGGAAGCGUUAUAUGAGUGUGCACGGAGAAGAUACCUGGAUAAGUUUGGAUCACUCGGCACAGAAGAAGAGGAAGCACAGUGCUAAGGUGCCAUUAACAAGCCACGGCAGCAAGGAGAGACCUUGAUGUUAUUGGGAGGGAAAGUGUGGGAUCGCAGUUGGUGUUAUCGACUCCUUUUCAUGAUUGAAAGGAAUGAUUGAAGACUCUUACUGCUCUGUGCAGAGUAAACACUAUGGUUGAAUCCUGCAAGGAGAAACUCUCUGUAUUUGAAACAUGUUUGUUGUCCAUAAACUGAUACGUUGAGCCAAUGCUUGCAGUAUGAUCCAUAUGACAUUUCCCGCACACAUGUCCUAAUCCUCUAAUUCUGGGUCUCUAGCCAAAAACCUUAUGUGGAUACAAGCAGUGUGCGUAUUGGCUGCUAUUCUAUAGUCAUUGCACAUGGACUCCCUACAAAUUACUCUAAUUUAUUCUGCUCCGUGUCUAUGGACUCUCUGCACAGACACAUUAAUAAUGGGCUUAGUGUAUACACACAUAUGAAUGCUGGGCUCAGUGUACACAGACUCUGCAAAGACACACGUAUACUGGACACGGUGUACACGGACUGUCUGCACAGACACAUGAAUAUUGGGCUCAGUGUACAUGGACUCUGCACAGCAAGGCCUGAAUAUUGGGCUCAGUGUACACGGACUCUGCACAGCAAGGCCUGAAUAUUGGGCUCAGUGUACACGGACUCUGCACAGCAAGGCCUGAAUAUUGGGCUCAGUGUACACGGACUCUCUGCACAGACACACAUGAAUAUUGGGCUCAGUGUACAUGGACUCUCUGCACAGCAAGGCCUGAAUAUUGGGCUCGGUGUACAUGGACUCUGCACAGCAAGGCCUGAAUAUUGGGCUCAGUGUACAUGGACUCUCUGCACAGACACACAUGAAUAUUGGGCUCAGUGUUCAUGGACUCUGCACAGAUGCACAUGAAUACUGGGCUCAGUGUACACGGAUUCUCUGCAAAGACACACAUGAAUACUGGGCUCAGUGUACACGGAUUCUCUGCAAAGACACACAUGAAUACUGGGCUCAGUGUACAUGGGGUCUCUGCACAGACACAUUAAUAGUGGGCUCAGUGUACACGGACUCUGCAUAGACACACAUGAAUACUGGGCUCAGUGUACACGGACUCUCAGCACAACAAGGCCAGAAUACUGGGCUCAGUGUACGCGGACUCUGCACAGACGCGCACAUGAAUAGUGGGCUCAGUGUACGUGGAAUCUCUGCACAGCAAGGCCGGAAUACUGGGCUCCGUGUACAUCCCAUUUCCUUUGCAGGAAUGCAGCCUUAAUUAACGGAAGCAAUUGCUUUGUUGAAUUAGGGAUCUGCUGUGUUGUUUUAAAUGGGGCAGUGCUUUAUUAAUGUAAUACUUUUUUUGAAAUAAAAGAUGAUUUCCAUUGUCUGCA
Pelobates fuscus (common spadefoot toad) is the source of this 3435-nucleotide messenger RNA. RefSeq names its product AUP1 lipid droplet regulating VLDL assembly factor (gene AUP1). Gene Ontology annotation, molecular function: ubiquitin binding. The coding region runs from base 881 to 2074 and encodes 397 amino acids. Gene Ontology annotation, cellular component: endoplasmic reticulum membrane. The transcript has 11 exons. NCBI's taxonomy places the organism in Eukaryota, Metazoa, Chordata, Amphibia, Anura, Pelobatidae. The record is from RefSeq and is a predicted model, not a curated record.